AUGGCUUCUCAAAGGCCAGAUGUUUACGCGACGCUGCUGUUGAAUGACUUCUAUCUUCCAGGUGCAUUGGUAUUGGCGCAUUCUUUGCGUGAUGCGGGUACUUCCAAGAAGCUGGCAGUACUUGUCACCACGGACAGUGUUUCGUCGGACGCCAUCGCUGAGCUCAGAAAACUCUUCGACUUCAUUAUUCCUGUCGAGCGAGUCGUGAACAACAAUGCUGCUAACCUUGAUCUGAUGGGUCGCCCCGAUUUACAUUCCACGUUCACCAAGAUCACGCUAUGGAAGCAGAUACAAUUUCGGAGGAUUGUUUAUAUGGAUGCAGACACGGUUGCUAUACGUGCCCCAGACGAGCUUUUCGACCUACCUCAGGCGUUCUCGGCAGCCCCAGAUAUCGGAUGGCCUGACAUUUUCAAUACUGGACUGAUGGUCCUGGAUCCAAAUAUGGGCGAAUAUUACUCGUUGCUUGCCAUGGCAGAGCGAGGAAUAUCCUUUGAUGGGGCUGACCAGGGCCUUCUGAACAUGCACUUCAAAAACACCUACAAUCGCCUUAGCUUCACCUACAAUGUCACGCCAUCGGCUCAUUACCAAUACCUCCCAGCGUAUCGAUAUUUCCAAUCAACCAUUAGUGUGGCCCAUUUCAUCGGCCCGGGCAAACCGUGGACCCAAGGAAGAGAGGCAAACAAAGGCUCAACUCCCUAUGAUGAAAUGGUAGGAAGAUGGUGGGAAAUCUAUGAUCGACAUUACAGACCCUCUGCAGAUCCUACUUAUCAAUCUACUGAGCCAUUGGUGCAGUAUUAUGUGAAGGGAGAGUUCCAACCAGUAACUCCAGUCCCCUCGACUAGCCCCCCUUUCCAGUCUGAAGAGACCCAGAGUGGGCUAUUCCAUCCAACAACAGAAGCGCCUUUCCACGAGACAACCGAGAUAGUGAAAGAAGCGGAAGAAGUCUACCCCGGUCCAGUAGAAGCGCCUUUCCACGACACAACUGAGAGAGUGAAAGAAGCGGAAGAGGUCUACGUCAGUCCAGUAGAAGCGAAUGCGGAGAAGGAAAAAGAGCCAGAACCUAUUUACUCUUCUUGGGAUGCCAGCAAAACUCCACCACCACCAGGUUCUAGACCAGAAGCCCAAAAUUUUCCUUCGACGCAGUACAGCAUGUCUUCUGAUCCAGCGCCUUUCAAAGCUCCGGAGAGAUAUCCAGAUCCGCCGAAAGACAUGUACUAUGAAGUUCCAAAGACGCCCUCUUAUCAGAAGCCCACGCCAAUUUUUCCUUGGGAGAAAGAUGCUCCAAAACCUACCAGAGUAUUUCCCGAAGACCUCUUCGAGGAGGAGGAGGAUGAGCGCCAUGACGAUAGCGGCACUGUCUCAGCCCCUAUAGACGAGGAGGAUACUACGUCGCCGGAUACCACCACCCCUACUAUGGAACCCGCUUCAGCCGAACCCUGGCAUAACUUUUCGCGUGGGAACGCCUGGGAUGAGAUCCCUGAAAUUGGGCGGUAUAUUGGAAACUUACAAAAGAAUCGCAAGGCCAAUAUACAAGUAUUGCAGGGUCAUGGCGCAGGUAUAGAACAGGCGUCCAGUCCGGGUGCGAGAAUACAUGGCUUGAAACUCACAGAUUUCCCAACAGAGUUUGAACGACCUAGUCUGCCAGUUACUCCAGCUCCAAUCCGGAGACCUAGGUUUUGGGGAGAGGAGAGAGACGAGGAGGGAGAACUGCCGGCUGCAGAGGGAGUUCCUUCUCAAGAGGAUUGGGAUCCAACAGCUCGAUUAGAACAGCUCGCCCGACACCAAUCAGACGUACUCACGAGCAAACUGGGGAAGGAUACUGGAGCAGCGCGGCAGAUUCCCUUGAGAUCCUUACCUUUCGGGUCCGAGGGAGUCAUCUCUCCCACUUACGUAGCUCAACAGGCGACAAUUAGUGGAAGCGGUACUAAAUCAGCCUCAGCAGAACACAUAGAGGAGCCUAGUUAUAAGGGAGCCUCAGCCGCCUGGGAGAAGGAUGAGACUUUCCCAACGCAAGAAGCCCCACUGCCGCCGUCUGAGGAGGAGAAAGAUGUCCUGGACACUUAA
Messenger RNA from Amorphotheca resinae ATCC 22711, 2064 nucleotides. Its product is annotated as glycosyltransferase family 8 protein. Gene Ontology annotation, cellular component: cytoplasm. The record is from RefSeq and is a predicted model, not a curated record. Gene Ontology annotation, molecular function: glycosyltransferase activity. The transcript is spliced from 7 exons. NCBI's taxonomy places the organism in Eukaryota, Fungi, Ascomycota, Leotiomycetes, Helotiales, Amorphothecaceae. Bases 1 to 2064 code for a protein of 687 amino acids.